Mustela erminea (ermine) is the source of this 558-nucleotide messenger RNA. Its product is annotated as interferon alpha-14-like. Gene Ontology annotation, biological process: cytokine-mediated signaling pathway; B cell differentiation; T cell activation involved in immune response. NCBI's taxonomy places the organism in Eukaryota, Metazoa, Chordata, Mammalia, Carnivora, Mustelidae. Gene Ontology annotation, molecular function: cytokine activity; type I interferon receptor binding. Gene Ontology annotation, cellular component: extracellular region. The transcript has a single exon. The coding region runs from base 1 to 558 and encodes 185 amino acids. The record is from RefSeq and is a predicted model, not a curated record.
AUGGCCCUCUCAAUCUCUGUGCUGCUGGCCCUGGUGAUGCUGGGCUUCAGCCCAGUCCACUCUCUGGACUGUGCCCUGCAUCCAAGCCAUGGCAAUCUGGAAACCUUCAUGCUGUUGAGCCAGAUGGAGAGAAUCUCCAUUCUGUCCUGUCUGAAGGAUAGGACUGACUUCAGCUUUCCUCAGAUGCUUGUGGAUGAGAACAAGUUUGAGAAGACAGAAGCCACAGCUGUCACGCGUGAGAUGCUCCGGCAGAUCUUCAGCCUUUUCAGCCAAAGGGGCUCCCUGGUGGCUUGGGAUGAGACCUUACUGGACAAAUUCCUCGCUGGACUUCAUCAGCAGCUGGAUGACCUGGAGACAUGUUUGGAGGAAGAAAAGAACUUGGAACAGUUACCCCAGGGAAGUGAGAACUCCAGACUGGCUGUGAAGAGAUACUUCCAUGGAAUCAAUCUCUAUCUUGAAAAGAAAGAAUACAGCCGCUGUGCCUGGGAGGUUGUCCGGGUGGAAAUCAGAAGGUGCUUGUUCUUCGUCAGUGAGCUCACAAGGAAACUCAGGAAAUAA